CCCCUCUGUUCAAAUGCUCAAUUUCAUCAGUAUGCACCCAACAUGCAGCAGAGCUCAAUAUUUUUGGUGGAUAUUCAACAUUGAUAUCUUCAAAUAACAGCUAAAAAUGAAUGGCUUUCCGAGUUUCUUGAUCACUUAAACAAUCAUUGGUCAUACAAAACAUACACAGGUGAUAACCUUGAUGAUACCAAAUAGGAAUGCUGCUGGUUAUGACUCUAUCACCAUUGCCAAUGGCCAAACGGAGUGAGAGGGAAAACCAGCGUUUGGAAGGCCGCACUAGGAAACAUAAAGCAAUUCCUAGCCUUUCACUUGCAUGGCAAUGAUGUAGGAAGGGGACUAAUAAGCAGUUACUUUCUUGUAGAUGAACAAACCAUGAUGGAAUAUUCGUCCCUGGAAUCACCAUUUGCAAGACCUCACCAGGGCCUUGGCUAGUUGAUGCAAAAACAGAACAUGCCUUUGAUAAAUUAUUGAAACUGCGUGUGUCCAGAGAAUCACAACACCAUGCUUUCAGUUCUCUUAUACUUGAAGGAAGCUCGGGCAUACUUUGAAGCCUUUUGCAACCAUUUAGGCUAAGACAUUUAAGCUUGGGAAGUUCAUGGAUACUUAUUGGCAAAUUAACAAAAUGGUUGCCUGAUAAAUCCAAAUCCGUCAGCGAUGGAAACUGUCCGGAAUCGCAAGGGAACGACUCCUCAGUUAGACAACAAUCUCGUAAGUCAAGGAUGCUUAAGAAAGGAAGGCAAGCAAGCUUUUCGCAACCUCUUAAGUCCAAUUCAGAUAGGCCAACUAAACAUCCACGUGAUAUGGGAAGGACAGAUUCUGCUGGUGCCGCAGAACUUCACUCUGGGUAAGCAAGCCGGGAAUGAAGGAUUUGAGUAUGUGGUGUUCAAAACAACUGAUUGGGUUUGCGCCGGGAAGAAAUUGGCGCUUUGGAACCGGUCCGAGAGUAGUGGAGGCGGUAGUGGUAAUGGUGAUGGCGGCAGUAAUGGUGGUAGUUGCCUAGUUGGAGAGGAGAGAGGUGAAUUUUGCAGGGGAAAUGGUGAUAGUUAUGGAAGACAAAGAAGAAAGAGGAGGAAGAAAGAAGAAAAAGAGAGGGGAGCCGUAUCUCAACUUGAUAAAGGGACGAUUAUCCACCUUAAAUGGCGGAACUACUCCAACGGUGGUUAUGGGUUUACCCCUAUAAAUACACUCAGGGAAACAGGUUACUCUGCACUGGAUCAAACUUCAGAUUUUUUCUCCCUGCUCGCUCUGUUGCACAUUCAUAUCCGAGCGAGUCUAGAACAAAAACAAGGGCUAGGUAGGCCAUGUGUCAUGGGGAUGAGGGACCCCUUGCCGCCUUCUUUAACAAGCCCUCGCGGGUGCGUAGCUGAUACUAUCCAACAGUCCCAGCAAAAUGACCCAUGGGUAACUACCACAACGAUAAAAGACCGGUGUCUGGGACAUCCAUGUUGCCUUCCAAAUGACUUGGGUGUGUUUGGGGUUCACUUUGGAGAAGAGAGAAGCCCGUUUGAGUGUUUUGAACGUCCCACUUUUAUGUUUGGCAAUUUGUUAGAAUUCUAAACCCACUUUCAGCUCUGAACGUACGUUUACGUGAAGCUAAAAUUUCUUGCUUCUGCGUUCACGUUGAGAAAGUUGAUUGUCGUUGGAGGAAUUAAGUGGAAAAUUUAUUCUGUUUCUACCAAUCCUACCCUCUAUUCUCUUCUAUAAAAAAGAUGUAAGUAACCAUAACUUUCACAG
Arachis ipaensis is the source of this 1734-nucleotide messenger RNA. The record is from RefSeq and is a predicted model, not a curated record. NCBI's taxonomy places the organism in Eukaryota, Viridiplantae, Streptophyta, Magnoliopsida, Fabales, Fabaceae.